This is a messenger RNA of Papaver somniferum (opium poppy), 2963 nucleotides long. Its product is annotated as ubiquitin carboxyl-terminal hydrolase 27-like. Gene Ontology annotation, cellular component: cytosol; nucleus. Gene Ontology annotation, molecular function: cysteine-type deubiquitinase activity; cysteine-type endopeptidase activity. Lineage: Eukaryota; Viridiplantae; Streptophyta; Magnoliopsida; Ranunculales; Papaveraceae. The coding region runs from base 201 to 2462 and encodes 753 amino acids. The record is from RefSeq and is a predicted model, not a curated record. Gene Ontology annotation, biological process: protein deubiquitination. The transcript has 10 exons.
AAGAACUAGAAGUUGGACAGUUUGAGCACUCCCCACAAAAAAGCUCGGGAAUCAAAUUCUAGGUUUCCCACCAGAAUUUCUAGGGUUUUUUUAUUGAGAUUCUCGCAAUUUCAGUUCUAACUGACCAUUUCCGAUUCUGUGUAAUUUCUACUUAUCCCUUUCCAAAUCCGAAGGGCACCUAUUUCUAGGUCUUAUUAGAAAUGAGAAUGAAGAUGAGAAAAGAUGUUAGCAUAAACAGUUUUAUACACAAUAUGAAACAUGGAUAUCGAAUUUUGCGUCGAAAGAAUUGGAUUUCUCUAUCUCAAUUUCAUCUACUUGCUGGUGUUUUGGGUGUUACUGGUCUAGUUAUGGCUAUAAGAGAUGGAAAGUUUGGAUUUCUACGUGGGUUAUCACAGACUCCUGAUAGAUAUGAUGAGUCUUCAGAAAGCUUAGUGUUGGUUCCUGGGUUGCAGAAUCUUGGCAACAAUUGUUUCUUGAAUGUUGUUUUGCAGGCAUUGGCUAGUUGUGAUUGUUUUCAUGAAUUUCUUCAGAAUAUAAUUGAGAGAGAUGACUUUUCAGUUGAUGAUCGGGUUGAGAAUAUGCCCCUAUCAGCGUCUUUGUUUAACUUAUUCAAAGAAUUGUGCAGUCCUUGCGAUGAAAGGAUGAUAUUGAGUCCACGUAAAGUGAUGCAUGCAAUGGACCAGUACAUUCCUAAUUUCAACUUGACAAGGCAACAGGAUGCAGCAGAGGCACUGCACCACCUUUUGUCUUCUUUACAAGAUGAAACUUCGGAGAGUUAUGUUCCAAAUUAUGGUUCUCUGGCAGAACUAUCUGCUUUUCCUCAUUGCAAGAUCUUGCAUCCGAAUAGGAAAUCUGGUCCAAAUGAACAGGAAAGGUGGCAACAAGAUCUCCUCGGGCCAUUUAAUGGCAUUCUUGGGAGCAGUUUAACAUGUAAAAGCUGUUCGUCACAGCUUUCGGCGGACUUUGAGUUCUUCAUCAGCUUGCCUCUCACACCAUUGAUCAAUGGAUGUUCAGUUGAGCAUUGCUUGAAGCAGUUCACUGCUGCUGAGCUUAUAGAUAACUACCGUUGCAACCGGUGUUGGCAUAUUGCUGGAAUAAAGUAUUUUUCUACUGUUGAUGGAAACCACAAGGCACAGAUCGAAAAACUGAAUUCUUGUGUUGAGGAAGAUACAUGUGAGUGCAGGAAUCUCUUUCCCGAGGAAGUGCCAUGGUCACAUCAACGAUCUCGUACGCUGAAGCAAUUAAGUAUUGUGCGCUGCCCAAAGAUUCUUUGCAUCCAUCUUCAGCGUGCUUCAAUGAAUCCAUUUGGUGAAUUAGUCAAAUUUCAGGGCCACAUUCCUUUUCCAAUGCUUUUGGACCUAUCCCCAUACAUAAAGCCUGUGGCGGGAGUCAGCAAAGAAAGCUUGGGUGAGAAUUUGGAGAUGAGGGAAGUGAAUCAGCAUAACCUUCUUAUUAACCGCUUUAACAUUUUUAACCACCAAUUUCCGAUGCAAAUGAUGCAACAACUGUAUGCGCCAGUGGGAGAUGACGUAAAAAUUCAAUCCAAACCAUUAGUUGCAGAUGAGAUUGAUGAGACCAAUUACUCUGUUGGUGAUACCUCGAUACCAGAAACUGGUGCAUCUCAUACUGAGGGGGUCUCUUAUCCUGUGUUGAAGGGCUCGCUUGCUCACCGAACAAGUGUUCAAACAGACGAAAACAUGAAUAUUUCGUUUGUUAGAGAUGUGAUGGAUGUUAUCAGUGAUUCUUCAGAUAGUGAAUACGUUCUUGCUUCGAGAAUAGAAUCUGAUGAUAACCAUUCUGAAGACUGCGAAAUGAUGGAGUCACCUAUACAACCAAUACAUGGACAUACUGGAGAAAGCAACCUAAACACCUCAUCAAAACCAUUAGUUGAAGAUGCGGUUGGCAUUGGUAAUGAUUCUGUGGAUGGUAAGCAUCCUCGAUCUUCGUUGAAAGAGUCUGAUGUGGGCAGUACUGAAGGUUAUUUGCCUCUACAGCAGAUACAUGGACAGAAUGAGGGAAACCAAAACAUUCCUUCGGAGCCUAUAGUUGUAGAUUUGUUGGGCAAUACCACUGAUCCAGUACACGAUAGAUGCGAUCAAACUAUGAAGGCAAAAUCUGGUUUGGACAGUUCAGAAGGUUCUUGUCCUGAGUUCACCAACAACAUGCCUCUACAACGUGACGGCAAGAUCAAUAAUAAGAAUCACGUCGUUUCUUCAAAGAGUCACAUGUAUCGCCUUGUUUCUGUUGUGGAGCACUUCGGAAGAGUUGGUAGUGGACAUUAUACAGUUUACAGAAGAGUCAAGAGGUCAUCAGAUGAUUCAGACUCUGCUGAACAAUUAGGUAGUUCAAAGGCGCGAUGGUUUUGUGUAUCAGAUACAGAUGUGUGGGGUGUUUCAGAAAAAGCUGUCCUAGCUGCUGAUGCAAGCUUGCUCUUCUAUGAGAGGGUCGAAGAGUUUUCUUGAGGUACUUAUCAAAGCCUCUUUACACAGUUCAAAAUAUUCUUCGUGUAGUACACCAACUAUGGGGGGCUCAUAAGCAACCAUGGUUCGAAUUUUAUGAAAAUAUCAAGUUUUAUAGCAAGUCUAUUUUUUUAAAACGAAAUAUCCCCCGCUCAGUUUGUUUGAUGUAGUACAGUAUCUGGAAUCAAGGUUACUUUGAUCUCAGAGGAUUUUGGGAUUAUCUGACACUUGGGGUUGGUCUCAAAACAAGUGUGUUCUGGGAUUUUUGGUCCCAAAACAAGUGUAUCUAAAAAUCCCAGAUAUGGGUUUGGUUUCAGUAACAUGGAUCUAGUGUAGAUGCUUCACCUGAAAAGUCUAGUACACUAUGGUCCCAAAAGUCUAGUACACUAUGGUCCCAAAAGCUAUUGUUGAGAUUAUUCUGGUUCCAUCUUAGCCUCAUACUUUCAGGAGUAGAAACAACAAUAAAAUCUAUAUUUCAAAAAAUAAAACACUGCCUUAGACUUU